Molecule: messenger RNA, 2202 nt
Organism: Trichobilharzia szidati
Lineage: Eukaryota; Metazoa; Platyhelminthes; Trematoda; Strigeidida; Schistosomatidae
Source: the annotation of a GenBank genome assembly
CUUAACCUUGGGUUAAGUGCACAGUUCAAAAUGUUUUCGUCUCUCCGUCUCGCCGGAGUAGUGGAGAAUAAUGUUAGGAAAUUACUACUCCGUAGAUCACAUGUUAUUGGUAUUGACCUGGGCACAACAAACUCUUGCGUGUCGAUAAUGGAGGGUCAGAGUCCUCGAGUUUUGGAAGAUUCGGAAGGAAAUCGAACAACACCUUCAGUAGUUGCUAUCACUGAUUCCGGAGAUAUUCUUGUUGGUCAUCCAGCACGGCGACAACGUAUUAGCAAUCCUCAAAAUACAUUUUAUGCCACUAAGCGUCUAAUUGGUCGGCGGUUUACAGAUCCAGAUGUUCAAAGGGAGUUGAGUAAUUUCGCAUUCAGUGUGGUUAUGGGGACGAACGAAGAAGCCUCUGUGUAUGCCAAUGGCAAAGUGUAUUCACCUGCUGAUGUGGCGUCGGUCAUCUUAAAACGAAUGAAGGAAAUCGCAGGCACGUUUCAUUUUGCUCUUAUUCUCUACCACAAUAGAAAAUUAUUUGAAAACCGAUGUAAGUAAAUGCGUUAUCACAGUACCUGCAUAUUUCAACGAUUCUCAGAGACAGGCAACUAAAGCAGCUGGAAAGAUGAUUGGUCUAGAUGUUCUACGUAUUAUCAAUGAACCUACGGCUGCCGCACUUGCCUACGGCCUAGACAAAUCAAAUGAUAAAAUUGUAGCUACUUAUGACUUAGGAGGUGGCACUUUCGAUGUAUCAAUCCUUGAAAUUGAAAAGGGUGUUUUUGAAGUUAUAUCAACAAAUGGAGAUACAUUUCUUGGUGGUGAAGACUUUGAUAACAGAAUCCUCCAGUUUUUUGUAUCAUAUAUCAAGGAUAAGUAUGGAUUUGAUGCAACCGAAAAUGUGAUCGCACUGCAACGUUUGAAAGAAUCAGCAGAGACAGCGAAAAUUGAUCUUUCAAAUGCUACUGAAGUUGUGGUGAGUUUACCACAUCUCUUCACAGACUCAUCUGGACCGAGACAUGUAUCACUGAAAUUUACACGUACUCAAAUGGAAUCUCUAGUAGACGAUUUGGUACAACGGACUGUAUUACCGUGUCAAAAAGCCUUAUUAGAUGCUAAUUUAAAACCGACUCAAGUAAAGGAGGUUAUCUUGGUUGGAGGUAUGACUCGCAUGCCAAAAAUUCACGAAGUUGUCGAAACUAUAUUUGGCCGUGCUCCUAAAAUAACUGUUAAUCCCGAUGAAGCCGUUGCUAUAGGCGCUGCUAUACAAGGUGCAAUUUUAAGUGGUGAUGUUUCCGAUGUCCUGUUGUUGGAUGUAACACCAUUAUCGCUGGGAAUUGAAACAUUAGGCGGUGUUAUGACUAAAAUGAUCCAACGUAAUACAACGAUUCCAACUAAAGUAACUCAAGUGUUUACAACUGCUGUUGACAAUCAAACCCAGGUAGAAUUUCGUGUUUAUCAAGGUGAAAAAGAAAUGGUAGCAGAUAAUAUACUUUUAGGUGAAUUUACUUUGGUAGAUCUUCCACCUGUUCCACGUGGUGUUCCCAGAAUUGAAGUCACUUUUGACAUUGAUGCUAAUGGUAUUGUAAAUGUAUCCGCUAAAGAUGUUGAGACUGGAAAAAAACAAGAAAUUGUAGUCAGCGCAAAAAAGGCAACUGUCAACCGUGAACAAGUUGAACAAAAGUAUCAACUAGCUGAAGUAAUUCGUCAAACUUAUUCACUUAUUGAAGAAGUUGAAGCGAAGGUUGGCGAAUUCAAGGCUAAACUACCCACUGGGCCUACAAAUGAUGUUUUAGACCUAUUGGCUUCUACCAAGGAGAAAUUAAAGCAAAAUAGCGAAGAAUUAACUGUAUCUGAUGUUGAAAAUAUGGCUAAAAAGAUACAAAAUAUCACGUUGAAUCUUUUUACUGGUGAAACUUCUAAGAACUGAUAGUCACCUAAUGGUGUUAUUUGGACAAUAAAAUUGUCGUGUAUCUAAGAUUCAAAGAGAAAGAUCGCAUGCCUACCUAUACGUUUUUACUGUACUCAAUACAUUCAUUCUCAAGUGGACUUACUCUUUAACUAACCAAUUUAUUUUUUUUAACAAUUUUCAAUUCACUUUAUUCCCUAUCGUUUCUACAGUAUACAAAUAGUUGUAAUGUAUAUAUAGAGAGAUUGUUGGCUUGUUUCGAUUUCCAUAACUACUGCGCCUUAAUUGAAAUUCAUUACAUAGUGAUGUUGAAU